Molecule: messenger RNA, 2513 nt
Organism: Cyprinodon variegatus (sheepshead minnow)
Lineage: Eukaryota; Metazoa; Chordata; Actinopteri; Cyprinodontiformes; Cyprinodontidae
Gene: frg1
Product: FSHD region gene 1
Exons: 9
Coding region: 48-815 (255 amino acids)
Cellular component (GO): striated muscle dense body; nucleolus; catalytic step 2 spliceosome
Molecular function (GO): actin filament binding
Source: RefSeq, a predicted model, not a curated record
UCCAUUACAUUGUUUGCUACGUCUGGCUGCGGUCGCUAAGUGAAAACAUGUCUGAAUAUUCGCACGUAAAAUCGACUAAACUUGUAUUGAAAGGUCAAAAUAAAGGAAAAAAGAAAAAGAACAAGGAUAAGAAGAGAAAAUCUACAAAUGACAAAGAUAAGCUUGAUAUUAUUGGUGGUUGGUGGUGUGUCAGUGGUUUCGGAGAAAUUGUUGGAACAGUUGCCAUAGAGAUGCAGAACAACUCGUACAUUCAUGCCCUGGAUACAGGACUCUUCACACUUGGUGCACCACACAGAGAUGAUGAGGGACCUGACCCACCGGAACAGUUCACUGCCAUUAAACUGUCCGACUCACGGAUUGCUUUGAAAUCUGGGUAUGGGAAAUAUCUGGGCAUCAACUCUGACGGCUUGGUGAUGGGGCGCUCUGACGCCAUUGGCUCUAGAGAACAAUGGGAGCCUGUCUUCCAGGAGGGUAAAAUGGCGCUGCUGGCUGCAAAUAGCUGUUUCAUUUCCUACAGUGACGAUGGAGACAUUGUGGCCAAGAACAAGACGGCAGGAGACAACGAGAUGCUUAAGAUCCGGACUAAUGCAGAACGAGAAGUCAAGCAUAAAGAUGACAUUGCAGAUGAAGACAGAGGAAAUGUAAAAUCCUGUGAGGUCAAUUAUGUGAAAAAAUUUCAGAGUUUUCAGGACCAACGACUCAGAGUUAAUGAAGAAGACGCCACUAAGCUCAAGAAAGCCAGGAUGGAUGGAAAAUUUCACGAAGCUUUGCUGGACAGGAGAAGCAAAAUGAAAGCAGACAGAUACUGCAAGUGAAGACUCAUGUAUUUCUACCAUGUUUUAAAUAAAAUCCUGUUUUUUUGCAGACUGGGCAUUUUUGGUUCUAUUUUUUUUAAUAAACCUUUUAAUAGUUUAAUUUGGUGUGUUGCUUAUUGCUUUGACUGCUAUAUAUGUUCAUACCUUGUGAUUAUGGCCUAAGAAUUUCAGGUGAUCCACUGGCCUUUCAAAGUAAAUAAUUAACCAGUUUGUAGCCACAUUGCUCUGUAGUAUCACUGGUGGCUACAGGGUUGCCUGCAUGAUCGAACUGCUUCUAGAACCGUAUAAAUAACUAAAUGUAUGAUCGAUUUAUCUAAAACUUAAUCAGUUUUUCUUCAAGCUUUAUGUUACAUUGAAGAUAUUAUCUAUAAAUAGAUGUAAAUUUUGUCCUCCCUGUAGGAGAAGUUUGCUUUGGACUGUGUGCUAGAAUAAAACAAUCUACAGCGCGGUAAAGGGACAGGCAUAAGUGAAACAAAGGCUGAAUACAGCAGGUGUUGGUGUCCAUAAAGGUUUAUCCCUUAGUACUUGAAUUCAUUAUUUACUGGUUUGCUUGUGUGUGAAAUGCAUAAAAUCAUUGGUGCAAUAAAUUAAUUGUAGCACAAAUGUGCUGUACAUAAUGGAAAAGAAGAGGUAAAGAGGCAUAAGCCUAAUUAGAAUUAGAAAGCAGAUAGCUUUUUGCUCUGAAAAAUCAUUAAGUUUUAUGACCUGACUAAAAUUAUUAACCAGUCAGGGGCAUUAGGUAUUCAGGAAGCCCAAAGCUGAUUUAUUAGAGAAGAAAAAUUAAGAGCCGUUUUAUAUUUUGUAGCAUUGAUCUUUUAAAUAUUGAGUUUAUGUACUGGUUUACCCAGGGGCCCUGGAUUAGUUCUACAUGCACAAAUCAGAGCAGUUUGAGGGCCAAACUUUUUAGUGUCGCAUAUUUAUAAAAUCUCACCUUGAAAAGUAGGAAAACUAAGAUGUGGAGUGAUUGAGCAAUGUGUAACUUGAACAUUAAAUUAGAUAUCUUUAGGUCUUACAAAAGUAUUCACACCCCUUAAGCAUCUGUUAACACUGGUCUUAACUUUGACUAGACCAUCCUAACCCAGACGCACUUCCGCAUGGGGCUUAAGAGUCCUGGUUGAUUUGAAAUAUUCAGAUUGAGAGUGUGAUUAGGAAAGAAGCUUGGAACUACUCAGUAUCUGCUUACUACUCUGCAUAGGGUGGCAAUUCUUUGUGUAAUGGGGCUCUGGCCACAAGCCUUCAAAUAUUUGUGUUCCCUUCAUAUGAAUUUCUUAUUCAGCCACUGUCCUAUAAAAUCCAGGUUUAUGGAGUACUUCUGCUGUCGUUUUAUUCUACAACCGAUUCUACCCAUCCAUUAUUACCAUGGGCCUCUAGGAGGCUUCUCUGAGGGACACUCCUCUUUCCUAUCUUGUAGCUGUUAAGGGGUCUGUUUUACAGUAGGCUGAAAGUUCAGCCAUAAUUUUUCUUCUGUGGCAUGAAAAAGAACUGUCAUAGGUAUAAAGCUUGGGACAUUGUUUUAAGAACUAACCCAACUCCAUUAUAAUAUUUAUUCACCUUCUCCUACAAACCUCUAAAACUUUAACAAAACAAUUCUGUUUACCAAUUAAGUGAUUUGUGAAACGUUUUAAUUUGCAGAUCUUUUAUUGAGGAAUGUUUUAUUCAAAUGGGCUAAAUAGAAAUGCACACACUUAAAAAAAAAAA